Moneuplotes crassus is the source of this 1269-nucleotide messenger RNA. The record is from the annotation of a GenBank genome assembly. Lineage: Eukaryota; Ciliophora; Spirotrichea; Euplotida; Euplotidae.
UUUAGAAUGAGAAAGAGUAAAACUAAUUUGAAAGAAAAUUCUCAGUGAGUAAAUAAUCAGCUGCUUCAGACUUGAGCUGCCAAUAUUCAGACUAAAAGAAACAGGUCAAGAGAUAAAUGGACACAUGAAGAACACUUACAAUUUAUUAACAGCCUCAAAGCAUAUGGCAAAGACUGGGAUAAAAUUGAUCAAAUGAUUCCCACAAGGAGUUCCAUCCAAAUCAGGUCUCAUGCUCAGAAAUAUUUUGCUGUAAUUAAGAAGACCUUCAACUCAGAUGAUCCGGUGAAGCUAAUUCAGCAAGGAAUGUGAGACCAGUCGCCAUUCUACAAGUUUGACAACUCAGAAUUUACUCAGUCUCUACAAGAGUAUCAGCGAGAUGAAGUUAAACACCAAGAAAUUAACCCUGACUUGAAGAAGCUAUCACAGGUUAAUGGUCCUAACCCAUUUACUACUGAAAAUGAGCUUCAAAAUAACCAAAGAGAAGAACCCCACACAAACUGUAACUAAAAGAGAUCUCAAGGGCCUGAGGAAGUAUCGAGAUAACUCCAGUUCUUACGAGUUCUUCCAAUCUAAAGCUGAAAGGAGCUAUGCAAAGUCUGAUCACUCCCAAACAGACAAAAAUAGAACUAGGAAGAGACUAAAGCAUUCAGAGAAAAGACAAGCAUGUCUUGCUGAGAAUACCAAAGAAGAUUGUGGUUUAAAGAAGAGAAUUAUAAAAUGAAAGAAAGACCAAGAGAAGCAGAGGACCGUCGAGAGUAGUCAGCAUCCACUGAAAAUUAUAUUAGAUAAUAAUAAGCUGGCUGUUCAGGGUAAUAAUAUUGAGUCAAAAGUUCCUUGUAUGAUGGUAAAAACCUGAAAUAAUUCCAAGACCAUACUUCCUCUGCAGCCUGCUCGUAUCAUGGUUCUUCCACUAGAUAAAGAUGGAGUUUUGGAACUGACUAAAGAGAGCUCAACAGGGAAUGUUUUAUGAACAAGUUCAAUUAAGCAAGCUCCUCUUCCUAACUUAAAACUUUACUCAGCUGAUAAAGGAAAGUUUGUGCCGAAGGAUAGUCCAAUUCAGAUACAGAAUGAAAGGAAGGAGAGAGACAUUCAUAUGGAGAACAUUCAGGCUUUGAACACUCCUGUCCCAACAGAGCAACAUUUAACGCUGCAUAAUUCUAAAACUAUUAUUACUAGGUUAAUCCAGAAUGUUAUGCAGAAUUACUGCCACUGUUACUACUAGAUAUGUUCGGCAGUAAGACUUUUAUUGAGACUUCAGAGGACAAAAUU